AUGGGAGGAGGUUACUCUGAUCUUAAUGUUUAUUAUACUGAGAGAUGGAAAUAUUAUGAUCGUACUCUUUAUAAAGUUGAAUCAAGAACUAAAAACUUUCAAGGAUGUAGCGACUUUGAGGAGGUUACUCAUACUAUAACAUUUACUGAGGGUAAACCCUUAGAUUAUAACGUUUUAUUAUACGAUGGUACGAACGAUAAGAAUAAAGGUAAACGUGUAUUUGGCUAUUAUCAUCCUAGAAACGACAAUGAAGUUAUUCAAGAAGUGCGUACCUAUUACUCAGUUUUAGCACCAAAUGUCCCUCUUGUUAUUUCAUUUGCUUUAAAAGGUAACCUAACUUAUAAUUGUUUACUAGGCGAAUUGCAAAACGCUAGGUGGGACUAUUCUUCAAAUAUAGCCCGUUAUUCUUUUAGAGACAAUUUGAAUAAGGAUUUUUUGGGUAAAGAAUUCAGAAAACUGUCAUUAAAAAGAACAAUUCAAUUUACAAUAGGGGAGGCCAAAACUGAUAUUGAAGGUGAAAGACAGGAAUUAGGAGGUAAUUUAAUCUGUAGAUUUAUUUUUAUACCAAAAGGCAACGUUUCGGUCCUAGGCAGUGAAAGUUUAUUUUCCUUAGAAUCCAAUAAACCUAAACCUCAAAAUACCAUAAAAAAUCAAAUUGAUCCUUAUUAUUUAACAUCUGUUAAAGACCACUUUUUUGAUGGAAUCAUGGUAUACUUUGCUGAAGAAAUUAUGAAACAGGAAAAGUACGAGGAUAAAGACGUUGAAAAUAGGGUAUUACUUUUGCAGUUAAUUAACUCAUGUAAAACCACAUAUUUUAAGAGACGAGAUAAUGACGGUUAUUGGUGGUCUGAAGAACAAGUUACGUACACUGACGAUAAUUCACUUGUAAAUGAGUUGGAAAAAAUAAAGGAUCAAACCGAAGAUGUCAACACUGUCAUUCUUGACGGGAAGAAAACAUACAAGGGGGUUCAAGAUGUUAAGACAGAUGAAACAAAUAAAGCUUGCAUAAAAUACACACACAAGUAUGAAAGCUCUAAGAAGUCGGUCACCUUAUUUAAAAGAGAACAAAAAAAACUUGUUACAUCUGAUCUAUCGGAUGCCAUAUCACAGAAUGUUGAUGUGUACUAUCUGAGACCUAAGGAUGCAAAGGAUGAUGAUACAGAGCCAUUUUUAAUCGUAUUUUAUAAAAAUGGUCAACCGCUAAGUGACAUGAAAGCAUACCACUUUGCAAAUAAGUACGGGUUUGAAGAAUGGACAAAGUUUCAACAGGAUAAGUUAGAAGAAAAGGUAAAAAAAAUAGAACAAUAUGGAAAAUGUAUAAGCGAUUUAUUUUUAUAUCGGACAAUGGCAUAUGAGAUAUUAAUUGGUAAAGAACCUGAACCUCCAGACAUAAAAGAGGCGACGACGCCGAAAAGACCAGAUUUGGAAACACCAGGACCAACAACUCAACCUCCCAAUUGGUGGUUGAUCAUAGGAUGUAGUGUAGGAGGGUUUCUCUUACUAGUGGCUUUGGUUGUUGGUUAUGGUAUCUAUUGGUACAACACAACCAUCAAACUCUUGACAUAG
This is a messenger RNA of Theileria orientalis strain Shintoku, 1566 nucleotides long. RefSeq lists its product as hypothetical. The transcript has a single exon. Lineage: Eukaryota; Apicomplexa; Aconoidasida; Piroplasmida; Theileriidae. The record is from RefSeq and is a predicted model, not a curated record. Bases 1 to 1566 code for a protein of 521 amino acids.